AUGUAUAUUUGGAGUCAUCAUGAUGGUGUGCAUCGAAGAAGAAGAAGAAGAAGAAGAAGAAGAAGAGAAGAAGGUUGUUCGCCAGGGAGUCGUGCAACAACCGUGGCCAUGCGAUCGGUAACGCCCCAAUGCCACGAAGAAACUCCAUCCCUCUCACGGCGGUCGAUGAUGGAAUCUGGCAUGGCUCCCCUGCUAGAAUCCUGGUUGGAGCUGGCAACCCUCGAAGUGGAUGUGGACUACUGCGCAUCAGGCUGCUUGGUUACUUGGUACGAUACGAUGGCGCUUGUCGAGGCGUGGACUGGUAACUCAUCACAUCUCGUUAGAGAAAUUGGAGAGAAUCCUGGAGAUUGGGGGGUGGUGGUGGCAGCCAGCCCACCACAGGUAAAUUCAACUUGGCCUCUAAGCAUAUCCCCAUCUCCGGGGACUCCAUUAGCAAUGCCCACCAUCAUUCAUGUUUGGCACAUUACGAAAUGUGGCCGGCUUGCGAGAAAAUACGGAGCCCCAACCCUGAAUACCUUUGCAGAGUACCCAGCUCGGAAACGUGUAGCCAACCACCUGGGGGUCACUGCAACCUUGGGCGCCGUUGCUCCCCCAAGCUCUGGCUCUGGCUCCAAGGUCAUGGCGGCCUUUGCCCGCAAGCUUAGCUUCUCCGGUCCCCAUCUCUGA
This is a messenger RNA of Truncatella angustata, 666 nucleotides long. RefSeq lists its product as uncharacterized. Lineage: Eukaryota; Fungi; Ascomycota; Sordariomycetes; Amphisphaeriales; Sporocadaceae. The record is from RefSeq and is a predicted model, not a curated record. The transcript is spliced from 3 exons. The coding region runs from base 1 to 666 and encodes 221 amino acids.